CUAGUAAUUAUCUCACGAUUCAUCACAGCUGUCAGAAAGUGGAAGUCAUCUAUACUGCUUGGGGUCCCUGGGGUCCAUGCGAAACCUGUGGUCUCACCGCUCGUCGAAUAAGAAAACGUCAAUGUGUUAAUCCUGGUAUAGAGUAUUUUGCACCUCCGUGGGGCUGCAGAGACUCGUCAAGCUUAGCACAGCAGAAGCACUGUUACCAUAGCUGUGGAGAUAAAAAUGUGAGCCUUGAUGAUGGACAAAAUACCACAAUUGUGUGUCCUAAGGACAAAGAUUACUACACUGUGAUCGAGAUACGUUCAGUCUUCUAUGGGAACGGCAUUUGUCCAUCAAACAACGGUAGCAAGGUUGCUGUCAUGAAAAGAUGUCAGGGACGAAGCCAAUGCUACCUCGAAGCUUCAGCCGACAUAUUUAACGAUUCUUGUCCAGGGUUCAAAAAAUAUCUGAAUGUAACGUACAGGUGCCAGUCAAUUUAUAGAAUGGAGUGGUUUGAGAAUUAUGGAAUGACUCCAACUAAUCUUAGUUGCUAUGACAACAUGGUCAUUAUAACGCAUGCAGUUUCGUGGAAUGAUAAUGGAAACUGCAAUUAUGAUCAAAGCGCAAUGACAAUCAUUCAGAACCUUUGCGAUGGCAGAAAGUCGUGCGUUGUGGAGAAUAAAAAACGUCUACUGGGAGGUUCCUGUGAAUAUUCCCUAACAUUUGUAAUGUAUUACAGCUGCCAGACAGGUACGUCAAGAAAUUAGAUAUGUUCUAUUCUAUAAUGUUAACGCAAACUACCCUGGAAUGAAGCCGGGUACUGAAUUGGAGAUGCGUCGCGCUGAUGGUCGGCAUGUGCGGG
This is a messenger RNA of Stylophora pistillata, 844 nucleotides long. RefSeq names its product polycystin family receptor for egg jelly. Gene Ontology annotation, molecular function: carbohydrate binding; protein binding; calcium channel activity. The record is from RefSeq and is a predicted model, not a curated record. Gene Ontology annotation, biological process: detection of mechanical stimulus. Lineage: Eukaryota; Metazoa; Cnidaria; Anthozoa; Scleractinia; Pocilloporidae. Gene Ontology annotation, cellular component: membrane.